This is a messenger RNA of Miscanthus lutarioriparius, 399 nucleotides long. NCBI's taxonomy places the organism in Eukaryota, Viridiplantae, Streptophyta, Magnoliopsida, Poales, Poaceae. The record is from the annotation of a GenBank genome assembly.
AUGGGCGGCGGAGGGCGGAGGGGUCCGCGGGGCCUGCCGCCGGCGAGGUCGAGGGUGCUGGGGAAGCUAGGACCCUCCUUCGGCUUCGGCGCCGGCUGCGGCUUCGGUGUUGGCGUCGGACUCAUCGGCGGUGCAGGAGUUGGUUCUGGAUUCCCUGGAUUAACCUUGGGUUUUGGAGUUGGUGCGGGCUGUGGUAUAGGGAUUUUUGGUUAUGGUUUCGGAAAAGGAGUCGCUUAUGAUGAGAAUGGGAGAUAUUCAAACAUUGGGAGAUCAAAUCAGAGAUCUAAGGGCAUUCCAUCUGAAGACCAGAUCGAUAUCCUGGUUGAUGAACUGAUCGAGAACGCAAAGAAACUAAUCAAAGCAACAUCAAAGGAGAUCAAUAAGUGGAGGCGAGCUUAA